CCCCUGCUCCGCCGGCUGCUGCUCGCCGCGCUCCUGCAGCUGGCCCCCGCCCAGGCCCCAGUCUCCCAGCCUGAUGCCCCUGGCCACCAGAAGAAAGUGGUGUCAUGGAUAGAUGUGUAUGCCCGUGCCACCUGUCAGCCACGGGAGGUGGUCGUGCCCCUGACUGUGGAGCUCAUGGGCACUGUGGCCAAGCAACUGGUGCCAAGCUGCGUGACUGUGCAGCGCUGCGGCGGUUGCUGCCCGGACGACGGCCUGGAGUGUGUGCCCACGGGGCAGCACCAAGUCCGGAUGCAGAUCCUCAUGAUCCGGUACCCGAGCAGCCAGCUGGGGGAGAUGUCUCUGGAAGAACACAGCCAAUGUGAAUGCAGACCAAAAAAAAAAGAGAGUGCUGUGAAGCCAGACAGUCCCAGGCCCCUCUGCCCACGCUGCCCCCAGCGCCGCCAGCGCCCUGACCCCCGGACCUGCCGCUGUCGCUGCCGACGCCGCAGCUUCCUCCGUUGCCAAGGGCGGGGCUUAGAGCUCAACCCAGACACCUGCAGGUGCCGGAAGCUGCGAAGGUGACACAUUGCUUUUCAGACUCAGCGGGGCCACUUGCCUCACAGGCCACACCCCAGAGGACGACAAGAGGGCAGCCUGGUGCCAACAGCCCAGCCCCCAAGACUUCAGCCCGGGCGGACACUGCUCCAGGACCUGGGCCUCCCAGAGGGCUUCCUGGCCGUCCCUUCUCUCUCCAAGGCUGCCACCCAAGAGGGAGGGCGGAGUUGGAGGAAGAGACUUGGAGGCAGCAAGAGGGCUCACGUACCAGCUCGGGAGAGAAUGGGGUCUCGUCUCCGUUUUCAGCCACGCUGUGCAAGUGAGCAUCUUACACCUGGCUCCUGCCUCCUUUCACUACGAAGACCCUGAUCCUCUGCAGAUAAUGGGAGUGGGGCUUUGGGACAAGAACUGUGACCCCCAACCCUGAUAAAAGAGAUGGAAGGAGCCGUC
Molecule: messenger RNA, 984 nt
Organism: Ceratotherium simum simum (southern white rhinoceros)
Lineage: Eukaryota; Metazoa; Chordata; Mammalia; Perissodactyla; Rhinocerotidae
Gene: VEGFB
Product: vascular endothelial growth factor B
Biological process (GO): positive regulation of mast cell chemotaxis; vascular endothelial growth factor signaling pathway; positive regulation of angiogenesis
Cellular component (GO): membrane
Molecular function (GO): vascular endothelial growth factor receptor binding; growth factor activity; chemoattractant activity
Source: RefSeq, a predicted model, not a curated record